Molecule: messenger RNA, 743 nt
Organism: Phyllopteryx taeniolatus (common seadragon)
Lineage: Eukaryota; Metazoa; Chordata; Actinopteri; Syngnathiformes; Syngnathidae
Product: histone H4
Exons: 1
Coding region: 58-369 (103 amino acids)
Biological process (GO): nucleosome assembly
Cellular component (GO): nucleosome
Molecular function (GO): protein heterodimerization activity; DNA binding; structural constituent of chromatin
Source: RefSeq, a predicted model, not a curated record
UCGUCGUCAUCCUUGUCGUCUUUCGACUUUGUGCCGCUAAUCAAAGCAGAUCUAAAGAUGUCUGGUCGAGGAAAGGGAGGCAAAGGUUUGGGGAAAGGCGGCGCCAAGCGUCACCGCAAAGUUCUCCGCGACAACAUCCAGGGUAUCACCAAGCCUGCCAUCCGCCGCCUGGCUCGCCGCGGCGGAGUCAAGCGCAUCUCCGGCCUCAUCUACGAGGAGACCCGCGGCGUGCUCAAGGUCUUCUUGGAGAACGUCAUCCGCGACGCCGUCACCUACACCGAGCACGCCAAGCGGAAGACCGUCACCGCCAUGGACGUCGUGUACGCCCUCAAGAGACAAGGACGCACUCUGUACGGUUUCGGAGGUUAAAUUCGGAACUCUGCCUGCCGUCAAGCAAAACCCAAAGGUCCUUUUAAGGGCCCCACACUUUUUCUACGAACAGCACGUUUUCCAUUUCACUUUCUCGUUGCCACAACACGCUGACUGGUCAUGAGACUGAUUGUUUCCCUUGCCAAUUAUAAAUUGAUUACUCUGAAAUGAUUAGAGAACAUGCAACAUUAAAUUCAUCAGGGUGCAUGUCUUGUCGUUUGGUUAGUUUUAAUAGUUUUCCGUUUGGUCGUCACCAAGAAAAACCAGAGCGUGCAAGUUUGCCAGCAAAUUGAUUCUUUGACGUGGUUCCCAUCGCGAGAAGAUUAGACGUCCAGCAACUUUUACUGCUCUGGCCAAUAAAACAUUUUGCUGGA